This is a messenger RNA of Serendipita indica DSM 11827, 591 nucleotides long. The record is from the annotation of a GenBank genome assembly. NCBI's taxonomy places the organism in Eukaryota, Fungi, Basidiomycota, Agaricomycetes, Sebacinales, Serendipitaceae.
AUGUCGGUCAAUCUCAAAGUCCAGCGCACAGCAAACGCGCCCUCUGGUCCUCCAUCAGAACUCGAGACGAAAAUCGCGCAGGCCCUCAUUGAGCUCGAGUCGAAUGUCCCAGAGCUCAAGGCCGAGCUCCGUCCUCUCCAGAUCAGUGCUGCAAAGGAGGUCGACGUAAAGGGUGGAAAAAAGGCUAUUGUAAUCUUUGUCCCAGUUCCUCAGCUCAAGGCGUAUCGAAAGGUUCACGCCAGGCUUACUCGUGAGUUGGAGAAGAAGUUUGCCGACAAGCAUGUCGUUUUCGUCGCCCAACGCCGUACCCUCUCAAAGCCAACAAAGACGUCGCGUGUCAAGCAAAAGCGACCUCGUUCGCGAACUUUGACUGACGUUCACGAGAAGAUUCUCGAGGACUUGGUGUAUCCUACCGAUAUCGUUGGCAAGCGACAAAGAAUCGCAGUCGAUGGCUCGAAGCUCAUCCGAGUGCUACUGGACUCGAAGGAUGCCAACUCUUUGGAGUACAAGCUUGACUCAUUCGCGUCGGUGUACCGCAAGCUCACUGGCAAGGACGUCACGUUCGAAUUCCCUGCCCAGGCUGCGGAGUAA